Molecule: messenger RNA, 3246 nt
Organism: Neospora caninum
Lineage: Eukaryota; Apicomplexa; Conoidasida; Eucoccidiorida; Sarcocystidae
Exons: 12
Coding region: 1-3246 (1081 amino acids)
Biological process (GO): endonucleolytic cleavage of tricistronic rRNA transcript (SSU-rRNA, 5.8S rRNA, LSU-rRNA); maturation of SSU-rRNA from tricistronic rRNA transcript (SSU-rRNA, 5.8S rRNA, LSU-rRNA); ribosome biogenesis
Cellular component (GO): nucleus; preribosome, small subunit precursor
Molecular function (GO): GTPase activity; U3 snoRNA binding; GTP binding
Source: RefSeq, a predicted model, not a curated record
AUGACGCAACACUCUCACCGCCCGUCGUCGGGCCUAAAACAACGCAAUAAACCUUCUAAAAAGAGCUCCGGGGCUCCGGUGUCUGCUGCCGCGUAUCGAGAGGCCCAGAAGCGGAAGGAGGCUGCUCCUGGCAUCACAGCCGCUCUUCGUCCGAUUAACAAGCAACAGAGGGCACUGGUGACAAAGCAGAAGCGAGCUCGUCAGCUACAGAACCUGCAGCAGCUAAAAUUCUCGCUUCGAGGGGCGGCAGCGUGCGGACACGCAGCCCUUCCUCCACGGGUUGUUCUUAUCGUGUCGUUCGAUGAGCAAACCGACUCCCGCGUCGUUUUCGCGGCGCUGGCCCGCCAGCUGCGCAACGAUCUCGGCCUCCACGAUGCUCAUCCAAGUGCGCGUUACAAUCCUUUGGAAGAGCAAAAGGAUCUGACUGCGGAAAUUGCGGCCGCCUGCCGAGUCUCGGGAGUGGUGAAACACACCAAAAAGACACAUUCGGCGCAGGCCUCCAUGCUCUCUUCGACUUUCCUCUUUCCUCUUCCUAAUUACGCACGGUGCCCCUCUCUUCCCCUCCGAUCGCAGCAGCGGAUCCUACUCCUGCCAGCGCCGCCGCCACGGAACACCCUGCCUCUCCUUGACCUCUGCAAAUGCGCAGAUCUCCUCCUCUGCACCUUUUCGGGCGAGUGUACAUACACCCGGCCAGCUUUUGACGAGGAUGGGUACCGAUUCUUAACUGCCCUCAAAAUGCAAGGCGUUCCGCCGGUAGUCGGCGUUGGAUCUUCCGUGACUCUGCACGCUCACCUGGGCGCUUUCCUUUCAGGAGAUUGCACGGUGACGACUGUUCCUUCUCGAUCCCCCUUGCCAGCAGGUGACAGCGAUACGGGAAUGGAAGCGGAUGCGAUGGACGCCCUGGAUUCGUCUUCGAUGUUCACGGACAAGGAGGGUCUUCAAAAGCAGGUAUUCGGCGGAAAGUCAGGGAAAAAGCAAGCUGCGGAAACGCUCCGGUUCCAGCAACGCUACUUCACUUCUGAAUUCGGCGCUGACAAGAAAUUUUGUGCAAUCUCGCAGCCUUCGGAUUGGCAGAAGGUGGUACGCUUGAUUGGAGGCGCCAACGUUCCUCAGGACGUGGCUGGGUCGGCUCAGGCCUCGUCUUCGUCGGCGGGCCCCGGCGCAAGUGCACAUGGAGAUCUCCAGUGGCGGAGAGGCCGGGGCUACAUGCUUGCCUUGGAUUGGGAGAUUGUGACAGGCGCCCAAGGGCACCAGCCCAGUCGCGCGAGUCUUAGAGGCGAACAGGCGCAACCUGAGAGAAUCGACGGGGGAGAGGAGCACGAGCAGGAAGCCGAGGAGACCUAUUUGCACGCCUACGGCUUUGUCAGGGGAGUCGGCAUGACGUGCAGACUCCCGAUCCACAUCACCGGAGUUGGAGACUUCAUUGCUGAGCGUAUUGACGUUCUCCACGACGACGACUGGAAGAGAAGGGAGAACAGGAGGGGUCCUGCCGGCGCCGCGAUGCCCGGGACCGUCGGCGCCCUUUCGCCUUGUCAAGAAGAGUACGAGAUGUCGGAGGCGCAGAAAGCUGACGGCGGAGAGCAAGGAGUGAAUAACGAAACAGGGGAGACCGGGGUCGGGGACCAGUCCCGUGCACAUCCAAAGUUGGACGAAGAGAGUUUGACCGUUGCUGAAAGGGCCGAGCUCCUCAAGAGCAUGAAUCCCCUUCAACCCUUCGACCCAACAACGCUGGAGCAGACGUGGCCAACUGAGAACGAGUUGCGGGAAGGAGAAGAGAACAAGAAAAAAGGGAAGUGCCGUCGCAUCCGGGUCCCAAAGGGGAUUUCUGAGUACGAGCGCAUUUGGUAUGAAGAAGAAGUCGAUGACGAGGACUCAGAAAACGAAGGAUACGCAGGUGAAGAGCACGCGGCGAUUUCAGAUGAAGGGGAGGAAAUGGGCGCCGAUGACGAAAAAGACGAAGACUGGCACGUACAGGAAGACACAGAGCUGCUGGGCGAUGCCGGCGAGAUGCAACGAGCAAAAGAGGAAAUGGCGAAAAAGCGGAAUUUCACGAUCGAACAGAGAGCAGCUGAGGACCUCCAGUUCCCUGACGAAGUCGACACCCCGCUGGACGUAGAGGCGCGAGUGCGGUUUCAAAAGUACCGAGGUCUGAAGAGUUUCCGCACGUCGUACUGGAACAAGGACGAAGACCUCCCUGUCGAGUAUGCUCGAGUUGUCGACUUUGAGCGUUUCAAGGCCAUGAGUGCUUAUGCACGAGGCGAACUGCGCCGGCUGUGCAGUGGCAAUGUCUUCCAUGGCCGAUUCUGUCGGGUGACCAUUCCGCUCCAUUAUCAUCCGGCUUCAACGCACUCCGCGUCGUAUCUACAAUGCGAUUCGUCUGAAGCCUCCGAGCCCCGGAAGUGCACAAAGGCCCAGCUUGCUCAGAUCCUGCAACACCUCAGGCGCGCCUCGACACCUGACUCCACUUCUGAGACCGCGAAUAACCAGGCAGAAGGGCGCAUGCUGAGGCAGAGAGGGGAAGGGAGAGGAUUCCUCGUCUUGUCGAGUCUCCUCCCCUACGAGUGCGCCGUCUCGGUCGUCCAUUUGCAGCUGACGAGAGGUGGACCUUAUGAGGGCUCGCUCAAAGGCAAAGAAGAGCUCCUCUUCAACUGCGGCUUUCGACGGUUUGUUGGGCGACCAGUCUUCAGCGAAGACCGGGGCGUCUCAGGUUCCGGCAGUCACACAGACAAGACAAAAAUGCUUCCAUUCUUUCACUCUGGGGUGUCGUGCGUCGCGUCGCUCUACGCGCCUACAAUGUACCCCCCUUCUUCGGUUGUUGUCUUCAGACAGACUGAAGAUGGUACACACCCCUUGCAAGUUUGUGCUUGGGGAAGCGUGCUCAAUAGCACCAGCAACCGCAUCAUUAUAAAGCGAAUUGUCCUCACAGGCUACCCCUUCAAGGUCCACCGUCGCAAGGCGGUUGUUCGUUACAUGUUCUUUGAUCCUCGAGACAUCAGGUGGUUUACCCCUGUCGAGCUCCACACCAAGAAAGGCCUUCGAGGAAACAUUGUGCAGCCGCUCGGAACUCAUGGGUACAUGAAGUGCAAAUUUAAUCAGUACAUCAAACAGGAUGACACGGUAUGUAUGUAUCUCUACAAGCGCGUCUUCCCUAAGUGGCAUCCGCCUACAUGGGGAGGCAACCCGGCGCUUCUCCCUACCGAUGAACUCCGUAAUGACGUGAAUGAAGAUCAAGACAUGGAAGUGUAG